Molecule: messenger RNA, 5676 nt
Organism: Chinchilla lanigera (long-tailed chinchilla)
Lineage: Eukaryota; Metazoa; Chordata; Mammalia; Rodentia; Chinchillidae
Gene: Sv2b
Product: synaptic vesicle glycoprotein 2B
Exons: 14
Coding region: 862-3003 (713 amino acids)
Biological process (GO): chemical synaptic transmission; transmembrane transport
Cellular component (GO): membrane
Molecular function (GO): transmembrane transporter activity
Source: RefSeq, a predicted model, not a curated record
UGGAGGACCCAGAAGUUCGCAGACGGGUGGGUCUGCACGUCCAGAGAGCUUGGAACCCCGCUGUCUCCGCUUCCCUCCGCGCCACCCCAAACAUCUUUUCUUGAACCAGAAGGGGAUUUAGAAGCACAGAGCAGUCAGCAGCCCACACCUUUCACGCCCGGGUUAGGACCGGAUCUGCCGAAGAGCGGACGCGAGGCUCCCGCCCGGGCUGCUCGUGGGGCGGGGGCGCGCUGCGUCUGGGCGCGCGGCGGCGGCGUGGGCGCGGCGCUGCAGGUGUGAGUGACACCGCGGCGAUCGCCGGGACCCGCAGAGCCGGAGCCGCCUGCUCUGCCGAGGAGGAAGCCUCUCGGCCCGCGCCCCGGACCCACCGCGGGCCCCCACCCAGGGAUGGGCGAGCAAAUGCGUGUAGCCGGGGAGGAGCGAGGCAGGGCUGUUUGUUCCGCAGACAGACGGGAGCUCUCUGCUGUCCAGCGCUCGGCAGGGCAGGGCGGGGAAGCGCUACCCUUGAUCCAGAAAUCGCAGCUGAAAACCAGCUCUGUUUAAAGGCAUAACCUUCAGUAGCAGAACAACUCAGUCCAGAAAGCAAGCUGCCAAGUCUGCUUGUGCCUUGUCACAGAGAGCAGCUGGACCCAUUUUUAAUCAGUGCUUCCUAACUCAACAUCUCUGAGUCACUGAAGGAGACCAGACAGUCUGGAGUUUGCAAAUUUCCAGAGACUUCUAUAGACACUGAAUGCAAAAGGAAAGGAUACCCAGGUUGUCUUUGCAUAAAUCUGGUUGAUUUAAGAAAAAAAAAAAAGGGAGAAAGCGGGUGUGACUUCACUCAGGAAGUCACAUGAACGUAUUCUACCUUGAGACCAUAUAAUGGAUGAUGGUUAUCGGAACAGCCCAAACCUCUACCACGGAGCAAGGGAUAUAGCUCGAGAGGUGACCAGGCAGUCCCGGAACCAAGGAAUGGAUGACUACAAGUAUCAGGACAACUAUGAGGGCUAUGCCCCCAGUGAUGGCUAUUACCGGGGCAAUGAGUCCAACCCAGAAGAAGAUGCACAGAGUGAUGUUACAGAAGGCCAUGAUGAGGAGGAUGAGAUUUAUGAGGGCGAGUACCAGGGCAUCCCCCAUCCAGAUGAUGUCAAAACCAAACAGACCAAGAUGGCGCCCUCCAGGGCGGAUGGCCUUCGGGGCCAGGCAGACCUGAUGGCCGAGAGGAUGGAAGAUGAGGAGCAGUUGGCCCACCAGUAUGAGACCAUCAUUGAUGAGUGUGGCCAUGGGCGCUUCCAGUGGAUUCUCUUCUUUGUCUUGGGUUUGGCCCUGAUGGCUGAUGGAGUGGAGGUGUUCGUGGUGAGUUUUGCCCUGCCAAGUGCAGAGAAGGACAUGUGUCUGUCCAGUUCCAAGAAAGGAAUGCUUGGGCUGAUCGUCUACUUGGGAAUGAUGGCAGGGGCCUUCAUCCUGGGGGGCCUGGCUGAUAAACUGGGAAGGAAGCGAGUCCUCAGCAUGUCUCUGGCUGUCAAUGCCUCCUUCGCCUCGCUGUCCUCCUUCGUGCAGGGAUAUGGCGCCUUCCUCUUCUGCAGACUCAUCUCUGGCAUAGGGAUUGGGGGUUCUUUGCCGAUUGUUUUUGCCUAUUUUUCUGAAUUCUUAUCUCGGGAGAAGCGAGGAGAACACCUCAGUUGGCUGGGCAUCUUCUGGAUGACUGGGGGAAUCUACGCAUCCGCUAUGGCCUGGAGCAUCAUACCACACUAUGGCUGGGGCUUCAGCAUGGGGACCAAUUACCACUUCCACAGCUGGCGAGUAUUUGUCAUUGUCUGUGCUUUGCCCUGCACUGUGUCCAUGGUGGCCCUGAAGUUCAUGCCCGAGAGCCCCAGGUUUCUGCUAGAGAUGGGCAAACAUGACGAAGCCUGGAUGAUUCUCAAGCAAGUCCAUGACACCAACAUGAGGGCCAAAGGGACCCCAGAGAAGGUGUUCACGGUUUCCCACAUCAAAACUCCCAAGCAGAUGGAUGAAUUCAUUGAGAUCCAAAGUUCGACAGGAACUUGGUACCAGCGCUGGCUGGUCAGAUUCAAGACCACUUUUAAGCAGGUCUGGGAUAAUGCUCUGUACUGCGUGAUGGGGCCCUACAGAAUGAACACCCUGAUUCUGGCUGUGGUCUGGUUUACCAUGGCUCUCAGCUAUUAUGGUCUGACGGUUUGGUUUCCUGACAUGAUCCGGUAUUUUCAAGAUGAAGAAUACAAAUCUAAAAUGAAGGUGUUUUUUGGUGAGCACGUGUACGGUGCCACCAUCAACUUCACGAUGGAAAAUCAGAUUCACCAACAUGGGAAACUUGUGAAUGACAAGUUCACAAGGAUGUACUUUAAACAUGUACUCUUCGAGGACACCUUUUUUGACGAGUGCUAUUUCGAAGAUGUCACAUCUACUGAUACCUAUUUCAAAAAUUGCACCAUUGAGUCAACCAUCUUUUACAACACAGAUCUCUACAAGCAUAAGUUCAUCAACUGUCACUUCAUCAAUACCACCUUUCUGGAGCAGAAGGAGGGCUGCCACAUGGAUUUUGAGGAAGACAAUGACUUCCUGAUUUACCUUGUCAGCUUCCUGGGCAGCCUGUCUGUCUUACCUGGGAACAUCAUUUCUGCCCUGCUCAUGGAUCGGAUCGGAAGGCUCAAGAUGAUCGGUGGCUCCAUGCUAAUCUCGGCAGUCUGCUGCUUCUUCCUGUUUUUUGGCAACAGUGAGUCUGCGAUGAUCGGCUGGCAGUGCCUGUUCUGCGGGACCAGCAUCGCAGCCUGGAAUGCUCUGGAUGUGAUCACUGUGGAGCUGUACCCCACCAACCAGAGGGCAACGGCCUUUGGCAUCCUCAAUGGAUUAUGCAAAUUUGGCGCCAUCCUGGGAAACACUAUCUUUGCCUCUUUUGUCGGGAUAACUAAAGUGGUCCCCAUCCUCCUGGCUGCUGCUUCUCUGGUUGGGGGUGGCCUGAUUGCCCUUCGGCUGCCAGAGACUCGAGAACAAGUCCUGAUGUGAACAGCCUAUGGGGAGAGGAGAGAUUGAAAGGAUCUUGGCCAGGACACUUAAAUGCAGCCACACUUCCUGCCUCCCGCUGUCCACAGGAGACAUGGAUAGCACAGGAGGAGAAGUUGAUUUUGCGAUCCGUAGUUUAGGACCCACUUCAGCUGUUAAUAUGUAUGUUUCUCAGGUGACUGAUUUGGGGGUGCCUUGAGUCAGCCUUAGAAUCCCAGAACCAUGUGCUUGGCUUCAGGUCUCCCCAGCUCAAGGUAGUAGGAGGACUCUUCAGUGGGUGCACAUACUAAGCAAGGAGUAUGCAUUUCCCUAAAAGAAGUGCAAGGACUCUUAUGCUUUUCAAAAUGCUCCCAGGAGCCCAGUGACCUAACAUGUUGACUUGGCUGGGGGUUAGAGUCAUUACAUGAAUAUUAGUCUUGAAGAACAGGAUAUGUAUAUUUUUGCAUUUGAAAUGAUCACUAUCAUAUUUUCCACUUGAAGAUUGGCACAGUAGCAUCAAAGAUACUCUGAUAUAGAAAACCAAAUAUUUGAGCAUUGUCUUGAGAGGCGGACUUUUCUCUAGUGUCUUCAGCAUUCUGUAAUGAUUGGGGACACAUUUAAGAAUAUUUAUUCCUGUGUUGCUCGGUUCAAAGAAACGUAAGGGGAUAGGUGUCCUGUAAGCUAAGUUUGUGUGUAAUUGUCUUUGGGUUUUACUUUCACAAAUGGCAGCUGCAAAUAUUGUCAGCAUCUUAACCCUAUUUUGAGAGAAGUUGGUGUUUGGGUCUCCCAAACUGGGUCUAAUCAAAUGAAACGGAAGCAUAGUUUCUUAUAGCCACUUAACCUGUCAUCAGAAGGAGGCACUUAGCAAAUUAAGUGCAGUUUCAUUUAAGCCAGGCAUUUUUCUAUGUGUAGGUAGAAUGGUUUCUUUGCCCUCCUACACACAUCACUCUGAAGAUCAAACUCACGGUCCUCAGUGGCUGUGUUUGACUUUGCUGCUCACCCAGAAACAAUAUAAGGAGAACUCAGUGACCUCUGGCACUCUUUGCGGGCAAGAAUAAAAUGACACGGGGCAUGAGAGGAAUGGUGAAGCUUAGUAGUUCUUCAAGGUGUAAAUUUAGCAGUAAAGCACAUUUGUUGUGAUUGUUGGUUCCCGUGAGACACCAAUGCUGUGUGUUCCUUUUCAGGGCUUUUAAAACUCAGGCCAUUGGCAUGGGAGUGAAGGAAUGUAAUUGAUGUCAGAUAUAUUUUUCUUCAAGACUCUAAGAGAUCUGAGAUGCAGUUUGAAAGACCAAAGGGGAAUGGGUGGGGCAAGGAGCCCAAGACAAACUGCUCUGCUAAGGGUCAGUAAUGGACUGAAGUCUUGACUCCAUGGAAAAGAAACUUUUUAACCAUCAGAACUUUCUAGCAAUGAAACGAGCAGUGAGCUAAGAGUUCCUGCCCUUAAAGGUGAACUUGCCCAGGCCGGGUGAGCAUCAGUCUACAAGAACUCCUUUGCUCAGUUGUUUUGCAGCACUCUCAAUAGCUCUGCAGUACUACACUUUCCCUGUCAGAAAUCCCCAAAAAUUUGAAACAGAAUAAUAAUGGCUCCAUGGAGUGUUUUCUCAGUCUUGAUGAAAUGCUCAGGUCAAGCUAUCUUUCUGACAUUCUCCUGAUUAACAGGUGAGGAGGGGAAAGAGAAAAUCGCCUGACACAUCCCCACCGUCAAUUUGAGGUCUGUUUUACUGAUUAAAAUGUUUACUCUGCUGCUCUUGUCUGUGUUUAUUCACCCCACUUUUUUUCUGUACAGGGAGAGAAGACACAUCAACUGUGAUUUGAUUCCCUGAUUCCUCCUAAUGUACAUGUUUAUGUAUAUACAUAUAAAUAUACCGCUGUGUAUUUAUGUUCAUCUCAAUGUUUUAUAGGUGUUCAUUAACAUAAUGCUAUGCCAAUAAUGAGAGACUCUGUAAUAUACCUGUAAUAUACUUUCCUUAUUCACGUGAUUUGAAAUAUAGUGGCUAGGUUCGUACAAGAGAAGUGUGUAGACCUGGGAUUACCACAUCCCUCCUAACAUUAUUCUUCAAUGGGGUAAUACAAUUAAUUGAGCAGCAGCCACUUAAGAAAUGUAUGAGGCAGUCAGAGCCUGCAUUUCUAGUUAAGAUGAAUCUUGUGAAUUUAAAAUCUGAUGAAUUUUGAGGCAAAUGACUUUUGGGUUAACAACUCUCUUUGGUUUCUAAGCUCUAACUCCAUCAUUAUCUUUACGGCUCCUCCAUCCAACUGCCUAACCAACCAAGGGCAAUUCCUGUCGCAUCCAUCAUGCAGGAGUAGGUGGAGGGUGCAGCCCUGGUCUGUGGCCUUCCCUACGAAGGAUUGUCUGGCACUGGUACCUGCCACUUCUUCAGUGCUGUCACUCCUGCUGAGAUGAAUGUGUCUUUAAAAAUAGUCUCUGUGGCAGGUCACUGGGGGAUAACGUACAGCUUUCCCGGAGAUCCAUUCUUUCUCAUUUCGUCUUCUACCUCCAGGAACUCCCAAUGGUAUCUGUGGUGGGAUAAAGUAUGAGGUGCUCUUUCGUUGAGCAAAUCUGUUCACGGUUCAUGAUGUAUUUCACGAUGCCCAGUCUUGGAGUAGUUAGUUACUUUUAAUAGUCUUCAACUGUAUUGUGUCAUCGCCUGAUGCUGAUUUUUGAUCUUUUGUUUCAUUAAAGAUAAUUAGUGAAAGAGA